CGAUAUCAUAAACUAUAUGAACUUCCCAUUUAAUUCGAAACGUGUCCAAUCGAAACUGAAAGUUUUGUAUCCUGUAUUUAACCCAUGAAGAAGCUGAAACAGUAUUUUUAUCGGCUAUUCACUGUGCAAUAUUGCAAAUAGGAUCUGAUGUUAACGUGUAAAAAUUUUUAGUACUGUAUAUCACGUUCUAGUAACAUACGUAAUUCUAUGAAAUUUCUGAGCAGAUAUUGGGUAAUGGUUGUCAUAAAAUAAAUUGUAUUUCUAAAGAAUUAACGGUCGUCAGCUGCUGAAUUUGAAGAAUUAUAUUGAUGCAGUUGAAGCUAGUAUUGAUGGAAUGAAUGAAGACAGUCUUGUUGUCUUGUUCUUAAUCUUUUAUUGUUGUGGAAUUUAAGUCACUCUCUAAAAAAAUGGCAGAAAGUUUAUUAAAAUUUGUUAUUGUGUUUAGAAAAAGUACAAUAAAUGAAGAUGAUGUGAAAAGGAAUGCAUUUGAAUUUUUUACCGAGUUUCACAAGAGAGAAAAUAUUAGUUAUGAUAUUAAUAUUUUAGAAUCGAGAAACAUUGAUGUUGACCAAGUAUAUAAAGCUAAAUUAUGCGAAAUGGAAGUGCAUAUAAAAUACUUUGGAACUAAUAAACACUUUGAUCCUGGUGUCUAUUUUACUAAAAUAUCUAAAGAAUGGUGUAACAAAGAUAAAAAUGAGUUGUCCAGGUUAUGGUUAAGACUUAGUAACCACACAGUGUUAAAGAACAAAGGCAAACAAUCUCAUUGUGAUGUUGAUAUUAAAGAAAUAGCUUUUGGAACAUUUCCUAGCAUGGAGCACUUCAUGCAGCAGUAUCAUUAUGAAACUAAAACAAAUGAUCGUGAAAUAAUGGCUACUUUUUUACACAGUCAAAGGAAUUUUAUUGUAUAUACGUGUUUAAAUCAUGUAAAUGACUGUAAAUUCAAAGGUUUAACUAACAAAUUUUAUGUGCAGUAUAAAUCUAUCUCUAAAGUUAUAAUUAAUGAUGUACCAAAUAGAGAGAUUGUACAAUUGUUUUUUCAGUUACAACAUAUACCUUUAGUUUAUAAGGAAAAAAAAAGCAAGGAUGGUGAUGAAGAUGAGAUGCAUAGUGGUGAAAAAGCAGUAUUUUUAGCUUCUGAUCAAGAGUAUCAAGAGAGAAAAUGGGAACGAACUCUUAAGUUUGGUUGUUGGUGUAGUAAAUCUAAUUGUACUUUGUAUCGAAUUGGUAAAUGUUUAGUUUUCAAAAUUGUUAUUUCCCGUAAGCAUAGAGCAAGUGGUAUCAUUGAACGGUUGAUUCAGCGGUGCCCAGCAAGUACACAUUUUUACUAUGCUAGUGUAGAAACAGUUGCCCUAAAAAUAAGAUACAAAGAUUUUUCUAAAUUUCCAUUUGAAAAAGGAAAUUUUAGUUUAAACAGGAAUGUGGUUUCAGAAGUGGAAUUUAUUUGUCAGUUUGCAUGGCAGGUUCUUACUGGAAAGUCAAAUGAAAUCAGAGAUCAGAUUAUUCUGAUGGAUGAAACUGAAAAUCACUUGGACCGAGCUGACCAUUGGGAGUUAGUAAAAAAGAGCUUGAAGAAAUAUUGCAAGGAAAAUAUAGAGGCAUUAGUGAAUGCUUUGCAUCACAUUAGCGAAAUGAUUGAUAGGAACGACAUUUUUACAUUCCGAGAUGCUUUGAGUGUUCUUUUUGAACAUUAUCAACAUAAUUCAAACAAGGUUGAACUUCCCGAAGGAAUGUGUUUAAUGCGCCGUAUGAUUAUUUGUCCAUCCCGGGUGAUAUGUUUGCCACCUUCUGAACAUUUUGAUAAUAGAGUUAUCAGAGAAUUUGGUGCAGAAAAUAUGUUGAGAGUAUCAAUUCAAGAUGAUAACUUUUCAAAACUUACAUUUGCUGUGCAGUAUCAUACAAAAAAGGGACGUUUUUUAGAUGAAGUUGCUGGUGCAAUUCUAAAAAAAGGUUUAUCAAUUGGUCCCAGACAGUAUGUGGUGUUAGCAUCUUCAAACAGCCAACUUCGAGAGCAUGGUCUAUACAUGUAUGCAGCUGAUUGUAAAGGUAAUACUGCUAACUCAAUUCGAACUUGGAUGGGAGACUUUAGCCAUAUUAAAAGUGUAGCAAAGUAUAUGGCUCGUAUGGGGCAGUGCUUUUCAACAUCUGAAGAAGCUGUACAAAUAGAAUUAAGUGAUGAAAAUAUUGUUAGUUUGAAUGACAAAAAGUCUGCAGAUGGAAAGUACACCUUUUCAGAUGGUGUAGGAAUGAUAUCAGCAGAUUUGGCAGAAGAGGUUAGAAAAGCUUUGCAUGAAAGGGUGCCUUUAAGCUUAUUUGACGCAGAGCCAUAUCAGCCUACUGCUUUUCAAAUUCGUUUCAAAGGCUGCAAAGGGAUGGUUGCUGAAUCACCAUCUUUGACAGGCCGUAUGUUGGGAAUACGACCCAGUAUGGAAAAAUUCCAGUGUGAUAGUUCAAAUCUUUUAGAAAUUGUAAAAAUAAGUGCACCUAGAGCAAUGUUUCUCAAUCGUCCUCUGAUAACUAUUUUGGAACAACUUGGAAUAGAAUCCAAUGUUUUCUUAAAAUUACAAAAGGCAAUGAUAUUUGAUUUGACCAACUCUUUGAUUUAUGAAAAGAAAGCUUGCAGUGCAUUAAGUAAUUUUACAUCUUUGGAUUACCCAUAUAGAAAACUCCUUAAAGCUGGCAUUUGUGUAACAGAAGAGCCAUUUUUUCGCUCACUUUUGCUGUCUGUUUAUAAAACUGCUAUAGAUCAACUUCGAUCAAAAGCAAGAAUUGCUAUUCCACCUGAAAGUGGACGGAAUAUGUUGGGAGUGAUAGAUGAAACAGGAACUCUUGAAUAUGGUGAGGUUUUCGUACAAUAUUCUAAAGAAGUGGGAAACGUUGCUUCCGAUACUAUAAUAUUAGAAGGGACUGUAGUUGUAACAAAAAAUCCUUGCAUGCAUCCAGGAGAUGUAAGGAAACUAAAAGCAGUAGAUGUUCCUGGUCUGCAUCAUAUUAAAGAUUGCAUCGUUUUCCCAGCUAAGGGUAAAAGGCCACACCCAGAUGAAAUGGCUGGGUCUGAUCUGGAUGGUGAUGAAUAUGUUGUUAUAUGGUAUGAUGAUUUGAUAUUUCAAAGGGAAAACUAUGAUGCAAUGGAGUAUCCACCUAAUGAAGAACUUUUAAAUAACGGGCAAAUCACUGUGUCUGAUAUGAUAGAUUUCUUAUGCAGCUAUAUUCAGAAUGAUAAUAUUGGACCUUUAGCUAGUGCACAUUUAGCAUGGGCGGAUUUUCAUGAGAAAGGAAUUUUUUCCAAAGUUUGCAUGAGUAUUGCAAAGAAGUAUCCACUAGCAUUAGAUUUUGCUAAAUCUGGAACUACUUGUUAUCUGACUCCAAAAGAAAGACCUAAGGACUAUCCUGAUUUCAUGGAAAAAGGUACUUCAAAUAACAGUUAUAAAUCAAGGAAAGCAUUAGGUUUACUGUACAGAGUUACACGAAAUUUAGAGGCAUGUAUCAGCAGGAUUGAUGUUUUGAAGCAACCUAUUAUUCUUGAUUCAAAAUUAGAAUAUCCUGGUUGGAAGAGGUAUGAGCAGUCAGCUGAGUGUCUCAGAAAAGAAUAUGUACACAGGGUUAAAAAUAUCUUAAAGAAGUAUGGUUUACGAAAUGAGACAGAAGUACUUUCUGGCUAUAUAAGUAAAGUAAACGAUUUCAAUCAAAAUCGUUAUGAGAAGGCCAAUGUGAUUUCAUUAUCUAAAAGCUAUCUAUUGGACACCAUCAAACGCUUUCGUUUAAAAUUUAUGAAAGCAUAUGACCAAGAGUGUCUUUCAUUAAGAAAAUCUGGUAAUUCUUUAGAGGACAUUAAAUAUCAAAUGGCAUCUGCCUGGUAUAUGGUAGCAUACUGUAAUUCUGAUACAUCUGUUCUUAGCUUUCCUUGGAUUGUAAGCGAUGUAUUAUGUGAAGUGCGUGAGAAAAAUCUAAGAGGGAUUAUUUCCGUUCCAAAAAGCUCUUUCAUUGAAUCAUCUGAUAAAAUUCUGUUUGAACAGUUAUCUGGCUUUGCAAUGCAAAAUUUUGAUACAUGUCAUUGUACUAGUAUACUGUAUAGCACUAUAAAGGAGUGGUUGGCAAAGUCUUCUCUCAAUCUGAAAAUGAGUACAGAUAGUGAUGUUUUUUGCUAUGGUUGCUUUCAAAGAAUUUUGCAUUAUUUUGAGGAAAAGACUAAGAAAAAAUGUUGUUCAGUAAAAGGAGAACAUUGUUGUUGUAGAACUUCUUGCUCACCCUUGAAACUUAUUUUGAAGUUUAUGAAAUUUUAUGCGUCGGAAGUAUGUAUAGAACUUGGAACUUGUGAUGCAGUAUUAAAGACACGUAAGAAGUGUGAAGGUUUUCGUGAACUGAACUUGCAAUCUGUAGCCCUACAAACUUAUGCCUCUCUGGCUGUAACCAGAGACUGCAGUUAUUUAGGUUUAAUAAAUGGCAGUUCUUCAGUUUUUGAUGAUGAUGGCAGUUAUGAAGAAGGUGACCCGAUUAGAGUCCCAGUUACGACGGAAUUUGAAUCGAUCAUUGCUGAUCAUAUGGAUGAACUACGAACUCUUUUAAAAUCUGUAUCUGGAGUUAGAGAAAUUUUCAUCUCGGGUGAUAAAGAUCGCCAGCAGAAUUGGUAUAUCCUUGUGCAUUCUAUAGGAAAAGGUUGGCAGAGGUGGAACCUCGAAGAAUUAAUAAUGGACCCAAAAAUGAUUGGAUUUAUAAAAUCCAGAUUACAAAAUGAUCCAUUUUCUAAUACAGUACAAAGUCCGUAAUCCGGACGUCCAUUAUCCGGAAUGAUCUAUAAUCCUGACCUCAAAGCCACAAACUUAUGCAUGCGCGCUUAAUGCGCGUGUUCGCUAUGCAUGUGCAUAAUGUGUUUACCCUCGUGCUUCCGAUAGUGAAGAAAAUGACGAGAGGUUAUUGAAAACGAAAAAAUUUCGAUUGACAAGUUAGUCGGUAUUCUUGACACAGCAAUUACAGGACUUGAACAGUGGAACUUUAUAACUGAACAAG
Stegodyphus dumicola is the source of this 5004-nucleotide messenger RNA. RefSeq lists its product as uncharacterized. The record is from RefSeq and is a predicted model, not a curated record. NCBI's taxonomy places the organism in Eukaryota, Metazoa, Arthropoda, Arachnida, Araneae, Eresidae. Gene Ontology annotation, cellular component: nuclear RNA-directed RNA polymerase complex. Gene Ontology annotation, molecular function: RNA-directed RNA polymerase activity. Gene Ontology annotation, biological process: siRNA processing.